Messenger RNA from Necator americanus (New World hookworm), 204 nucleotides. RefSeq lists its product as uncharacterized. The record is from RefSeq and is a predicted model, not a curated record. The transcript is spliced from 2 exons. The coding region runs from base 1 to 204 and encodes 67 amino acids. Lineage: Eukaryota; Metazoa; Nematoda; Chromadorea; Rhabditida; Ancylostomatidae.
AUGACCCACUCUUCACACACAAUGUGCAAAAAGCUCUCAUGGCUACCGUACACCAUCGGUUGCAGCCUGCAACGAACUUCGCAGCCACUUGGUUUCUUGAGUACUUCCAGGACGCAGGUGGAGAGGAGGUGGAUGGUCGCAAUGUCGAGAAGACUCCGAGUAGUUCGAAUUACUGGAUUUGAACCUGUGACGAGCACAUUCUGA